Meleagris gallopavo (turkey) is the source of this 711-nucleotide messenger RNA. RefSeq names its product interleukin 12A (gene IL12A). NCBI's taxonomy places the organism in Eukaryota, Metazoa, Chordata, Aves, Galliformes, Phasianidae. Gene Ontology annotation, cellular component: extracellular region. The record is from RefSeq and is a predicted model, not a curated record. Gene Ontology annotation, biological process: immune response. Gene Ontology annotation, molecular function: interleukin-12 receptor binding; growth factor activity.
UACAAAGAAAAAGGGGAACUCCUGCUCCUCCACCGACAUAAAAGCAGCACAGCCCCUACAGCAGCCACCGAUCCCACAUCAGUUUCAUUGGGCAGAGGCAUGGCAGAGCACAGCAUCAGGAGCAGAGCAGCACAGCUGGGGGUCGGGCGCUGGGUGCUGCCGGCUGUGCUCUGCCUCCUGCUGCCAUCCACGUGGGCACUGCCUGCUCCUGCCCACAGCCUGGCCAAGGGACUCAACUGCUCCAGGUCACUGCUGGCUGCUGCCAACGAGGCACUCCUGCAAGUGCAGAAACAGGGGGUACUGGGAUUUGAAUGCACCCUUGAAGAGGUCGAUCUUGAAGAUGUCACCAACAGCCAAAUCAACACAAUAAAAUCCUGCAUAUCUGAGGAUACAGGGGCUGGAAAGUGUCCAGUACUGGAAAGUUCUACUUUAGAUAUGAGCAAAUGCCUGCAGGGGAUCUACGAAGAUCUGAAAACCUACAAGGCAGAGCUGUGGAACCUCAAGGAUCUGAGGGUGCUGACAUCCAUUGAUGACAUGAUGCAAGUCCUGCAGCCCCGCAGCCCGGCCACGCCGCAGCCCUCGCCCAGCACCAUCCUUGGCUCCUUCCAGGGCCGCAUGCGGCUCUGCGGGGUCCUGCACGCCUUCUGCCUGCGUGCCGUCACCAUCAGCAGGAUGCUGAGCUACCUGAGUGCCCUCACUGCAGAGACGUAA